UGGGAGAGCGAGGGAGGGCCCGUGAAGGGGGGAGGGUUUAUGAGAGGGUCUUGGUGAUCACUGAGGGAGUGAGUGUGUGAGUGAGGAGUGCCAACAGCAUUCCGAUAGUAAGAACAAAGCGCAUUCCAAGUUUCCGAGCCUUACCUCGUGUACAGAAAUUUUUCUUCCAGUACUAGAACCCGGGAAUAAAUAUACGGAUGAAGACGAGAUUCCGUGUGGGCGUGAGUUUCCACCUUCCUUGAACUAAAGCCAGGUGGGAGGUGGGACGAGCAAGGAAGGAAACCCAAGGACAGGGCGAGAGAGAGAGGGAGGGAGGCAUUAUAGCCAUGGCAGCCCUGAAAUCGCCAACGGUUGCCGUUGUUGUACCACGAUUGGUAGCACGUCUCUGCCCUGCUGCAUUCUCCAGGACUUCACUCGCAUUCCCCCUCGUGCCUGCUCAUUUUUCUGGCCUGCGACCUUCGUGCGAUCGUCCUGCGCAUCCUUCUGUGCCCGCCUCCAAGUCUGGUUUCUCCACCAUGAGUCCGUCCCGAGUGAAGGCCGUGCUCACAGCUGAUGUUGGUCUCACGAAGCCUUCGGAGGGCAUUGUUCCUCAGAUUGCUAUCACCGCCACGGAAAGUCAUGUGACUGAGUGGAAAGGGGACGUCGUGGUCAUCGGCGUUUUCGAGGGUGGAUUUGGAAAGGAUGUGAACGGAAUUUUUGAGGACUCUGCGUUGAAGAAGUUAGACGAUGCAUUGGGUGGGAUCUUUGGGGAGAUAGUCGUGGAGGAAGACUUCACUGGAAAAGCUGGACAGACAUCAUCGGCCCGGGUUUCUGGACAUGGGUUCAAGAGAGUUGGGUUCGUAGGGCUAGGGAAGCCCAAAUCAGCUUCCUCCAAAACUUGGAAAAGCUUGGGAGAGAGUAUUGCCACCAUUGCCAAGCCUGCCCAGGCGAAGAGCGUGGCUGUUUUGAUAGCUAAUCCUCCUGAACUUUCUUCGGAGGCCAAGGUUUCGGCUGCCUCUACGGUCUCAUUGGGGACAAUCCUCGGCCUGUUUGAAGACACUAGAUUCAAGGCAGAGGGGAAGAAGCCCCUUUUGGAGAAAUUAGAGAUCGUAGGACUUGGUUCUGGAGCUGCAUUCGAUGCGAAACUGGAUCAGACUGUGAAAGUAACCGGUGGUGUUAUUCUUGCUAGACAGUUGGUCAAUGCACCCCCCAACGUACUCCUCCCAAGUGUGUUGGCCGAUGAAGCAGAAAAUCUUACAGCAGACUACAGCGAUGUGCUCACCGUCAAGAUAUUGGACGAAGAAGCCUGCAGAAAACUUAAGAUGGGGUCUUACCUUGGAGUUUCGGCUGCAUCCACAAACCCCCCCAAGUUUAUCCACAUCCAGUACAAACCGCCCACCGGAGACGUGAAGACCAAGCUUGCAAUUGUCGGAAAGGGACUCACCUUUGACAGUGGCGGCUACAACUUGAAGACUGGGCCCGGAUGUUCUAUCGAAAUUAUGAAGAUUGACAUGGGAGGUGCUGCUGCGGCCAUUGGUGCAGCUAAAGCUAUAGCCGAAGUUAAACCCCUCGGAGUCGAGGUGAAUUUCAUCGUGGCUGCUUGCGAGAACAUGAUCGGUGGCGGUGGAAUGAGACCGGGAGACAUUUUGACGGCAUCCAACGGGAAAACUAUCGAGGUGAACAACACGGAUGCUGAAGGCCGGCUGACAUUAGCUGAUGCUCUUGUCUACGCUUGCAACCUUAAAGUUGACAAGAUAGUCGACCUUGCAACUUUGACAGGAGCAUGUAUCAUCGCUCUCGGAAAUGACAUCGGAGGCAUGUUCACUCCCAACGACGCGCUAGCAGAGGAGCUCUCCUCAGCAUCGCAGUCUGCCGGAGAGAAGCUGUGGAGAAUGCCAAUGGAGGACAGUUACUGGGAAAUGAUGAAAUCAAGCAUAGCAGACAUGGUGAAUACAGGUGGCCGCCCCGGUGGUUCAAUAACUGCCGCCCUCUUCCUAAAGCAGUUUGUCAACGAAGACGUUGCCUGGGCUCAUCUUGAUAUUGCGGGACCUGUGUGGAGUAAUGAGAAGAAAAGCGCAACUGGGUUUGCCGUGGCCACCCUUCUUAACUGGGUUGUGAAGCAAGCCCAAUCAUGAUAAUAUCUGGCAAGUGCGAGAUUGAACAAUCUUCAUACGAACUGCACGGGAGCAUCAAGAACACGAACAUUAUCACCGCAGUGUUACACCUUACGAUUAGAAUGUUAGGAGGUAUCAGGAUAGGGAAAAUGGUGAAUAUGUUUGUGUAACGUAAGGAAGCAACUGAAGUGUUCGAUAAGAAAAUUAUUAAAUUGUACAUGGACUCGAGCUGUUUUAUUCAUUGUUAAGCACAAUUGAUUCAAAUAAGAGGUCUCUUCGGAAAGGUUAUGCCCUUGAGGUUCAGAUGAAAUUGUUUGUUUCAUGUGUAGCAGGUUGGAAUGGUGACUUUGGGCUAGGAGUUAGGCUGGCUGAGUGUAGGCAGCGUACACUUUGCCUGCGACUGGAACGACAGGACUUCCAGAUUUCUUCCCCUUCUUUAUGCACCAGAUUGAAGUGAUGGCAUGCGGAGAUUGCAGUUUCCUGUUGAUGUCUGCGAAGGGGUCAUCAGAAAAUGAAAGUCGUGGGCUCUACUGGUUCAGGAACAGCGGGGGAGUCCACAUCUUCAAACAUAUGGAUGAUGUGUAUACUGCCUAGAGAGUAGCUAGUGACGUAGGAAAAUUAAUGGAAAAAUAUUGUGCUAUGUUAGGCAACAUACAUGAUAGGACCUGGACUCUACGAACGGGGUGAGAUUCGGAUAGUUCCCUGUUGUAUUCUUUCAUGGACGAAAGGAUUUAUAUCGAUUUUGAACCCAUCUGAUGCAAUACUACAACAGUCUCCAGUUAUCGUAUAAUUCCGAAACUGUAACUACAACACCUGUUUACACAGGUAAAACUAUGAGUGUCAUGAUUAGGUUGCACUUCCACAGCCAAACCUAUCGUGGUGACGUAUGGCGUUGGUGCAUCACUAGGCCAUCAAGAAAUGUCUGAAUUUGACAAGGACAUGUUUUCACAUCAGUCUUGUGCAAAACGAGACUAAGCAAUACAUCA
This is a messenger RNA of Marchantia polymorpha subsp. ruderalis, 3079 nucleotides long. The record is from the annotation of a GenBank genome assembly. NCBI's taxonomy places the organism in Eukaryota, Viridiplantae, Streptophyta, Marchantiopsida, Marchantiales, Marchantiaceae.